AGUGUGUGUGUUUUCAAAGACUGACUCAGAACACUCACACCUGAAGGAGGGCCAGUAUUGUUACCUUUUAUUUUUAUGCUCUGGUGGAGAUGGCAAGCUGCAACAGUUUCCCUCUCUCUAGCUGCCUCAUCGUCCUUCUCUCCCUCCAGCUGCCCACAGAGGGAUCAGGAAAGAUUGACCAAAGGAACUUGGUCAUGCUGGGGACAAAAGCAGAACUGCGCUGUCCUGUAUCCAUCUGGAUGGUCCCUCAGUCUGUAGAGGUGAAAUGGCUACGGACCCAGAAGUCUCAGGCUUCCCAGGUUGUUCACGCAUAUCGGAAUGGGCAAGAUUUAUAUGGAGAGCAGAUGCCACAAUACAAAGGGAGAACGGCCUUGAUGAAAGACAGCCAGGAGGACAAUUUCAUUCUGGAGAUUUAUAACGUCCGACUCGAAGACCAAGGUCAAUACUAUUGUCAGAUCCAGGCUGGCUCUCUGAGCGAAAACGCUUCUGUGAAACUGGAGGUUGCAGCACUGGGCUUGGAUCCUUAUAUUCAUAUGGAAAGCUAUGAACCUGGACAGAUUCAGCUGGUGUGCAGAUCCCUGGGAUGGUUCCCAAAGCCUCAGAUUCAAUGGAGAGAUACUCAUGGGCAGAUACUUCUAUCAGAGACCCAAUACCUGGAUAAGGAGGGGCUAUUCCAAAUGAAGGCUUCUAUUACUGUGAGAGACAGCUCUCCAGGGAACAUGACCUGCUCUGUUUGGAAUGCUGCUCUUGGUGAAGAGAAGGGAACAACUCUAUUCAUAGCAGCUUUUCCCCCCUUUCAUGUCGCCCCCUCAACAAUGGGUCUGGCUGUGAUUCUGUCUAUGUUGGGGCUCCUCAUUGCAGUGGGUAUUUAUAUCAUAUGGAAGCAACGCAGAUCUAGAGAGAAGCUUCUUUACCAGCAAGUGGUAGAGAUAGAAAAUCUUCUUUCAGAUCAUGGGAAAGAGAAAGGGAGACUUCUUAAAGGACUCGAGAAACAUCGGGCUGAGCUCAAAUUGAAAAGAACCGCCGCAGAUGCAGGCUGGAGAAGAGCCAGACUGCACCCGGUGGAGGUGACUUUGGAUCCAGAUACAGCUCAUCCCAAACUCCUCCUCUCCGAGAAUCUGAGAAGUGUGAGGCUUGGGGACAAACGGCAGGAUGUUCCUGACAGCCCUAAGAGAUUUGACUUUGUUGUCAGUGUCCUGGGGUCUCCAAGCUUUACGUCUGGCUGCCACUACUGGGAGGUGUGCGUAGGAGACAAAACCAAGUGGAUCCUUGGGGUGUGCAGUGAGUCAGUGAACAGGAAAGGGAAGAUCACGGCAUCACCUUCCAAUGGACACUGGCUGUUGCGUCAGAGUCGGAUGAAUGAGUAUGAAGCUCUCACCUCCCCGCAGACUUUCUUCCGCCUCAAAGAGAGACCCCGAAGCGUGGGCAUUUUCCUGGACUAUGAAGCUGGCUUUGUCUCCUUCUACGACGCGACCAACAAAUCUCACAUCUAUACGUUCAUCCAUACUUUCUCUGGCCCACUUCGCCCUUUCUUUGAGCCUUGCCUACAUGAUGAAGGGAAAAAUGUGGCUCCUUUAAUCAUUUGUUCAGGAUCACAGAGCUCUGAGGAAUUCAUUUACUCUAACCUAUCUCCGGAGACUUCAAAAGGAGACAAACUGACUUCAGGCAUUGGUAAUGGGAGCGUACCCACAAAGGCAGGCCAGGCACCAGAUCUUUACCCACUGCAAGACAUUAUCUCAUCCUGGCCCUCUGAUAUCACCCCAGCCCUUCAGGGGCUCAGGGCCCCAUCCUUUUAGGGAGGUGUGUAUCUCAUUACUGUGCUCCCACCUCAGUCCAGCCCCCAACAUCCGAGCUUGUCAGUAUCUUGAUCCCUCACGUUAACUCUGGGUGUCUUGUAUCCUUACCCUAUGUACUCUGUAUAUACCUCAAUACCUCAAAGAUCCAUGCUGGUCUCUGUGGAGCCUCCCCUCACCGUGGCAGGUCACAGCUCCUCUAUAACUUAAUAGAUGAGCUUUGAGUUGUUCUGAGUGAAAGACAUCAAGCACCCUAUGGUCAGCCUGGUGGCAAGUCUUUCCAGACUCAGCUAGACUGGUCUUUGGAUGACAGAUGCAAUCCAUCAACGGGACUAAAUGCAAAACCUUUUCAGCUUGACCUUCAAGAGCCCAGUGUCCCUUCCAAGCAACGUUGAGGCAUUUGAGUAUUUUAAGGCAGGAUCCUGUAUAAAAUUGUCUCCACCAAUACUUCCUUCUCAGGACUAAAAUUCUCCAUGUUAUCAGUUUCCCUUAACUCCAGACUCUUUAGAAGAAAAGGACUAGAAACCAAUUAGGAAAAGAGAGGCUGAUGUCCUCCUGGGCAUUUUAAUGAUAGACAGCUUGAUGGUGUAACAGAGGGAGUACUGGAUGUGGAGUCAGAAAGACCUGAGUUUGAAUCCUGCCUCAGACUCUUGGUAGCUA
Messenger RNA from Vombatus ursinus (common wombat), 2453 nucleotides. It is a transcript of the gene ERMAP, whose product is annotated as erythroblast membrane associated protein (Scianna blood group). Gene Ontology annotation, biological process: T cell receptor signaling pathway; regulation of cytokine production. The transcript is spliced from 12 exons. Gene Ontology annotation, cellular component: external side of plasma membrane. Gene Ontology annotation, molecular function: signaling receptor binding. The record is from RefSeq and is a predicted model, not a curated record. Bases 90 to 1796 code for a protein of 568 amino acids. NCBI's taxonomy places the organism in Eukaryota, Metazoa, Chordata, Mammalia, Diprotodontia, Vombatidae.